AAGAUGGCCCUGUUCAUCUUCUGGCGCGUGGGGCUGGCGCUCCUGGCGACGCUGGUCGCCUUCUUCCUCUCCAGACCGGUCAUCGAACUAAUUCUCAACGCUAUUCGUGCCCGUCUCGAUAAACGCGUGCGAUGGAUCGCGGACGUACAGCACUACAUGCUGACGUAUCUAUGGUGGUUCCUAUUCCUAAUCCUGGUGCGCGACGUGAUAGCCCGAUACAUUCUGGACCUGGGAAGCGAAGAAGACGAAGUAAUGCAGUAUCUGAGGUACCUCAUAGCCAUCCCACUCGCACUCGGCACCUUCGCUCUGCGUAAAGUCGUCACCAAUGUUGUCAUCACGGAAUCCAUCAAGUUUGUGUGCGUUGUCUUCAUCCUGAUCGAGAUUUUCUACAUCUUCUUCCUGUCCAACUCGUUUAUGCGCUACGUGCUCGUCGUGGGAUUUCUGAGUGUCGAACUAGUCGCAGUUCUCUCGGGCUUCACAGUGCUGAAAAACGUGGCAACAGGACUGUUCCUUAUCUUUGCAGAGCCUUUCCGGACGGGCAGUGAGGUCAAAGUGCGACAAUUGUUGGGCUUUAUCGAGCGGGUAUCACUCGCAAGGACGAUCAUGCGUCGAACUGAUGGAUCGCGGAUAUUUGUACCGAAUGGCAUCUUCUCUGACAAUUACCAGACCAGCGGCAACGCCCUAGACGCCCAUACGCACUCACUGAUACUAAGUCUACACCCUGCUACACCCGCUCAAAAGAUGAAGCAGCUUGUGCACGAGUUGCUGGCCGUCUUGCCGGCAUAUGCGCUGACGACGGAGGCGCUUACAGCUCUACGAAGAGACCGACGCGAAGCUUUCCAUAGAUCCAGCAGUGCUAGCAGCAACACCAGUGCAGGGAGCGACGACAGCAUUUUGAGCGACCGACAGCGAUCCACUGCAACCAGCGACGCCAACACCAGCACGUCACGUACACGUGGUAGAUCAAGCGCCACCUCCAGCGCGUUCGAUGCGACUGGCCGACCGAUUGCAGCGCCCCCACCACCUGUGCGUGUAGAGCUCCACGCCAUGUUCAAGGUGAAAGUGAUUGUCCUGAUGGAUCGCGAACGUUUUAACUCACUUGAGGCUGCGAAAACACAAGUGAAUCUCGCCAUCAUCGACACGAUCCAGCGACUUGGUGUUAAUGCGCAACAAACAACGCGCUGA
Messenger RNA from Phytophthora infestans T30-4, 1185 nucleotides. RefSeq names its product small mechanosensitive channel family protein, putative. The record is from RefSeq and is a predicted model, not a curated record. Gene Ontology annotation, molecular function: mechanosensitive monoatomic ion channel activity. Gene Ontology annotation, biological process: transmembrane transport. Gene Ontology annotation, cellular component: membrane. Bases 4 to 1185 code for a protein of 393 amino acids. Lineage: Eukaryota; Oomycota; Peronosporomycetes; Peronosporales; Peronosporaceae. The transcript has 5 exons.